GACGUUCCGCAGCGCCUCCGGCAGUCCGGCCACUCCCAAAUCCACUCCGUCUCCGCCCGCUGCGGCAAGGCGCCAGCGCCUGUGCCCCCCGGACCGGGCUUCCACUACGGCGCCUCCCCUCCCCUCCCCUCCGGGGCUCCAUCUGCCGCUACCUCCAUUCCCAGUCCCUGUGCCGGCGUCCCUACAAAAUCAUCUCCGAGUUGAGCAGUCCUAGCAAAUCAGAUGGCUACACCUGUACCAAUACAGGAAAACCUGAUGCUGGAACCCAGUAAGCCACGGGUCCUCCUUGCUGCUUCAGGAAGUGUAGCUGCUAUAAAAUUUGAGAGCCUCUGUCGUAUCUUCUCUGAGUGGGCAGAAGUCCGAGCUGUGGCAACCAAGUCAGCAUUGCACUUUGUUGAUAGGUCAUCUCUGCCUAGUGACGUCAUUCUGUACACUGAUGAUGAUGAAUGGUCUAGCUGGAAGAAGAUAGGGGAUGAGGUUCUACACAUAGAGCUGAGGAAGUGGGCAGAUAUCAUGGUGAUUGCUCCAUUAUCAGCAAAUACAUUGGGCAAGAUUGCUGGUGGGUUAUGUGACAACCUCCUGACGUGCAUCGUGAGAGCAUGGGACUACAAGAAACCACUCUUUGUCGCGCCAGCCAUGAACACCUUCAUGUGGAGUAACCCGUUCACAGGGCGCCAUAUCAAGAUAAUCAACCAACUCGGCAUAUCUUUGGUCCCACCCAUCACGAAAAGGCUGGCCUGUGGGGACUAUGGGAACGGUGCAAUGGCCGAACCUUCACAGAUCCAUACGACCGUGAGGCUCGCGUGCAAGGCACAGACAUUUGGUACAGGCAGUCCAUGUGUGAUGCCUUCCAGCAGCAACCCUGCCUAGCUGAUGCGAUGAUAGAU
Molecule: messenger RNA, 887 nt
Organism: Lolium rigidum
Lineage: Eukaryota; Viridiplantae; Streptophyta; Magnoliopsida; Poales; Poaceae
Product: phosphopantothenoylcysteine decarboxylase-like
Exons: 3
Coding region: 223-870 (215 amino acids)
Biological process (GO): coenzyme A biosynthetic process
Cellular component (GO): phosphopantothenoylcysteine decarboxylase complex
Molecular function (GO): FMN binding; phosphopantothenoylcysteine decarboxylase activity
Source: RefSeq, a predicted model, not a curated record